GUAGCGAAAAGCUUAAAUUGCUAGCAGCAAAAUAAGACAAACCUGUUGUGUAUAGAAUAGCACAAAAUACUUCGUUGGUUUUACCCGCAACCCAACACACAGAGAAAAUGGCGGAACUUCAGGAGGCAGGACUGCCCGAAACCAUUCCGGAGAACGGAGACGAAGAGGAGCCGGCUAAUUCAAAGGCAGAGGAGAUGGACACCUCCGAAGACCUGCAAGAUGACAACCUGAUCAAGCGGGAACACUUCCACAGUUCUAAUAAUGAGCAGCAAGAUGGACAUUUGGCAGUUAGGAGGAAUGUAAUAUUAGAACGAACAAAAUUCAACCAAAGACAACAAGAAGCAGGAGAGACUGCUGAUGAUUUUAUCACUGCACUUCAUUGUUUGUCAGAACAUUGUGGUUAUGGAGCUCUACUCCGUGAGAAAAUAAGAAACAGGCUUGUCAUGGGUUUACGUGACAAAAGACUGUCUGAGCAAUUACAAAUGGACCCAGAAAUAACACUGGAUGAAGCUGUCACACGCAUUCGUCAAAAGCAACAGGGCCUGCCGGAGAAUACCUUCAAAGCUACCAGCAAUGCUGCAAAUGUAGAGGGUGUGCUUUCACAUAGCAAACAGCAAUGCCCAGCCAAUUCCCAGUGCCAAUCAGAGAAUAAUCAAAACUCAGAAAGACCACAACAACCCCAAACAACGCAGGAGAAUGAAGAGGAGCCUCUAGAUACUGAUGACUUCAUUGAGGAUUUCAGACCUGGAGGAGAAAAGCCUCACUACUGCGCCUACUGCGGUCAGAACUUUCAAAAAGUAAGGGAUCUUAUAAGACACCAUCAAACACAUACAGGAGUGAAAGAAAUGUUCUGCCCUGAUUGUGGGAAAGGUUUUACCCGCUCUGAUAAUCUGAAAAGGCACCAGAGGACACAUAAGAAAGGGGGUGAUUGUCUUUACUGUGAUAAAAGCUUUUCUGAACCGGGAGAACUAAAAAUACACAUGGAAGUACAUAGUCAAGAAAGGCCAUACCUUUGCCCUGACUGUGGGAAGCAAUUCAAACAGUUAUGGGUGUUGAAAAAUCACCAGCUAAAACAUACAGAGAAGAUCUCACCACAGGAAAGGCAUCACUACUGCUCCGACUGUGGAAAGAGCUUUACACGAAGGCAUAGUCUUAGAAGACAUCAGCAAGAAACGCAUACAGAUGAAAAGCCGUACCACUGCUCUAAUUGCGACAAAAGUUUUGCGGGACGUGAGAGACUUAAAAAACAUCAACUAACACACAAGGAAAAGAAACAUAAACAUUACCGCUGUUCAAGGUGUGAUAAAAGAUUUCCUGACAUGGCAAAACUAAGAUCACACCUUCCAGUACAUUCUGUAGACUUGGCACUCCACUGCUCGGACUGUGGAAAGUGUUUCUUAAACAAGACAAAGUUUGAAAGACACACACGAAUACACACUGCAAGUGGAAAAAAGCCAUUCCUCUGCACUGACUGCGGGGAUGGUUUUACAACUUUACGACGGUUGGAAGAGCACCAGCGAACACACACCGGAGAGAAACCGUACCACUGCACUGAAUGCGGGAAGCGUUUUGCACGUGAAUGGACAUUAAAGAGUCACAAGCAAGUGCACAAGUUAAAAAACACUGGAGAAAGAGCUGCCUAUCCUUGCUCUGAAUGUGGAAAGUCCUUCUCCCGUUCACGUGAUGUGAUGACUCAUGUGAGAAGGGUGCAUAAUAAAGAGAGACCUUUCCAGUGCUUCUGCUGUGAAAAACGUUUCUUCCAAAAGAACUUCCUUACAGUACACAUGAGAAUUCACACUGGAGAGAAACCGUACCAGUGCUCAGACUGUGGACAAAGCUUCUCCCAAAUUGGCGACCGAAAACGGCACCAGAAGAGGCAACACUCUGGAGAGGAGACUUGACCUCUAUACAACAGUGUGGAUGGCCCCCUAAUUUGGGAAAAAGUCGAUGACUCCGCCCUCCUCGUGAACUGGAAACCGAUGAGUGGUCGCCAUAUGUAGGAGAAUGCCUCCUUUGUCAGAGGAACAUCAGGGAAGAAUCUCAAUUGCAUACUCGCAUCCCCUCUCCUCCUUCUCAAAACCCAUUGGAGGAGGUCAUAGGGGAGGGACCUCUGGCUUUCUCAUCCAAUGGGUUUGAGAAGAGAGGAGAGGGAACACGAGGAGUACUCGAUUGACAUUCUCCCCCUGUGUAUCCUACAGGCUCCCGAUCACAAAACAAAUCUUUUAUCUAUAAAAUGUCUGGAACAACCAGCUAAACUUGUUUUUACCACUUUACACAUAUUUUGGGAUUUCUCCUCUGUAAGCAUCAUUUGCUUGAUGACGUGCAAGUGGAGUAGGAGAGUAAUUUCAUACAUGGUUUGUUUUCACGUUUCCUUUCACUGAUUACUUUUGAUCUUUUUCAAAAGGAGGUUAGGAGAGUUUGCGAAACCAAUUGAGAAUCUCCCACAGAGACGCUCAAUAAGAAAGGACUACAACAGUAAAACAAACAUACAAUAUUGUCAUAGCAUCAGUCUUUAUUGUAGUUUUUUUUUUUGUCAACUUUGUCAAACAAUUAUUUGAAUAUGUUGUAUCAAAAGUGAACUCUUUUUAUACAUUUUUAUUUUAUCACCCUCGUAGUUUCCACCCGGCAAAUUUGUAUUUGUUAAUCCUCCCCUGCACGAAGCAUCCCAUAAGGCCUGGCGGGUAGGGGCGUUGGGCCAGUAACCCGAAAGGUUGCUGGAUCGAAUCCCCGAGCUGACAAGGUAAAAAUCUGUCGUUCUGCCCCUGACCAAAGCAGUUAACCCACUGUUCCCAGGGGCGACGAAGACAUGGAUGUCGAUUUAAAGCAGCCCUCCGCACUGCUCUAAUUCAGAGGGGUUGGGUUAAAUGCGGAAGUCACAUUUCAGUUGAAUGCAUUCAGUUGUACAACUGACUAGGUAUUCCCCUUUCCCUAUGGCCUGACUCCUGUGUGCACUUGCAUGUGGGUUUUGACAUGAUUGGCUUGUCUGCGGGGCACAAUUCAGACAUAACACCAGAGAGAACAGUCUAUGACUAGGGUGGCUGGAGUCUUGGGCAAUUUCUAGGGCUUUCUCUGACACCACCUGGUAUAGAGGUCCUGGAUGGCAGGAA
Messenger RNA from Oncorhynchus kisutch (coho salmon), 3107 nucleotides. RefSeq names its product gastrula zinc finger protein XlCGF26.1-like. Gene Ontology annotation, biological process: regulation of transcription by RNA polymerase II. Gene Ontology annotation, cellular component: nucleus. Gene Ontology annotation, molecular function: RNA polymerase II transcription regulatory region sequence-specific DNA binding; DNA-binding transcription factor activity, RNA polymerase II-specific. The transcript has 2 exons. The record is from RefSeq and is a predicted model, not a curated record. Lineage: Eukaryota; Metazoa; Chordata; Actinopteri; Salmoniformes; Salmonidae. Bases 108 to 1901 code for a protein of 597 amino acids.